GGGCUUAGAAGGCCCAUUAGCUUAUAAAUAAAUAUAAUUCGUCCUCUUUUAUUUUCAGCGACCGCCGAAUAAAUUUUCUCCGCCCGGCGGGUUUCGGAGAGCAGAUCAUCAGAUUCUCUACCCUCUCUGCGAUUCGAGAGAGAAGAAGUCUUUACAGUGCUUGACGAUCUGCAAAGAGUAUCCUUCUGAGGUUUUUAGCAAUGGUUUUACUACAGUUAGAUCCGUUCCUCAAUGAACUGACGAGCAUGUUCGAGAAAAGCAAAGAGAAAGGUUCUGUGUGGGUUACUUUGAAACGAUCAUCUUUGAAGUCUAAGCUGCAGAAGAGGAAACUGAGCUCUGCUGGAGAGUCCAUUGAGUACAGAUGUCUUAUUCGAGCUACUGACGCAAAGAAAACUAUUUCUACUUCGGUUGGGGCUAAGGAUCAUCUGAGAUUUCAAGCAUCUUAUGCCACCAUUCUUAAGGCUCACAUGACUGCUUUGAAGAAGAGGGAGAGGAAAGACCGUAAGAAAUCUACAGAGGCAGAGAAGAAAGAAGGCACUUCAACCACCACUAAACCCAAGAAGCCCUGAUUGUCUUCUCACUGGAUUUGCAAUUUGUUGCUUAGAAAUUGAGUUUUGAAAGAUUUUGAAAUGAUUACAGAGAUUUUGAUGUCAUCACAUAGAUUUUGGCUUGCGUUUUAAUCACCCAUCUCGAAAAUAA
Molecule: messenger RNA, 699 nt
Organism: Brassica napus (rape)
Lineage: Eukaryota; Viridiplantae; Streptophyta; Magnoliopsida; Brassicales; Brassicaceae
Product: signal recognition particle 14 kDa protein
Exons: 5
Coding region: 201-569 (122 amino acids)
Biological process (GO): SRP-dependent cotranslational protein targeting to membrane
Cellular component (GO): signal recognition particle, endoplasmic reticulum targeting
Molecular function (GO): endoplasmic reticulum signal sequence receptor activity; 7S RNA binding
Source: RefSeq, a predicted model, not a curated record